CUAGCCAAAUUUCCUCAUCAUUACAUUGCUGUCGUUCUCGCAAAGUCCAGUUUCAAGUAUGCACUCAUUGAGAUUGUUGAGGUCAAGGAUCCCGAAUUUCAAAUGGGAACGGGUGAAUACUUUAUCACGGAUUUUGGAUGGGUACAGGCCGAACGAUUCUUACAUCUGGGCGACCCAGAAGACUACAUCGACCUACCACUCGAAAAUGGGCUUGAGGCUCGUGUGGAGAAGGUGAAUUUGGAAGACGAAAAUGCGGCUCAGCAGUCCACAGAUAUGGGUGUGCUAGCUGGUAGGAAACGAAAGCGUCCUCUCGAUGAUGUCGGCCUCGAUUUAUCACUUGGCGAACCUACCGAAGAGAUUCACGACCCUUUCGACAUCUCAACAAGAAAUAUACGAGAUCUACAUGCCUACUGCAGGGCACGCGUAGCUCAUAUAAUUAUCGAGAGACAACUGAAGGCUCGAAACAUUCCAUACGUACAUGUUCGCGCUCAGCCUCCAUUCCAUUCUGCCUUGAAUCGAUCAGGGUAUCCAUCCACCAUUGGGCCGGACCUCAAAACACCCAAGAUGGCAAAGUCAAAACUCAUACCGUACCUUCCUAUCCUAUGCGUUCGAACGAGCGAUAUUUUAGCAGGGGCCGUAGCUGCCGAGGCUGCCAUGCCCAAUAUACGAAUCGAACCCACGGAAUGGUGGACUUUGGAUGACGAGUGCUUAGUCAAUACUAGUGUACGGUUAAAGCAUGUUCAGCCUUUGGACGGUGCACACGUAUCGAACGAUGAUGCUGACGGCUCUGUCAUUCAGCCAUCGGAGAAUAUUUCGUAUGAUAUGAGGAGCGGUAUCGUAAAAUUCCUGAGCCGAAAAGUUGAUGAGUGCGUAGACGAGUUCCUGCACGAGUGGGCCCGUGUCUCGAAGGCAGUUGUUAUCGCCAGACAAGGUAUGCUUUCGUUCAUUAUCAGGGACAAUGCUCAUAAAGUCCGUCUAGUGUCUCUCAUGCCCACUUUGAAAGGAUGGAAGGACGUCCGAAUCUUGUCAUUUGACUUGCAAACGGUCCAAUUUGCAUAUUACCAAGAUUAUGCCAUGUCAAUUACCUCUUCCGACGGAAGUUAUCUCUUAUCCUUCUCUCGUUGUGACAUACCUACUCCAGAGGGUGGUCGAACAGUCACUAGCAGUGGAAUGGACGUUGAAACACCCCGACCGCCUUCCCUCCCUCAGUCUCUUCCCUCAACUCAAUCUCUAUCCCAACCUGCACCCCCUCCAACCCAAUCACAAAGUCAAACCUUGUCGAACUCCCAGCAGCCUUCUGGUCAAAUAAAUGGCCGUCGCAACGCUCAUGAAGAUUCUAUUCGUUUCGCUCAAGAGUUGCUACUAGAUGAUCGGCUCUCUGCAUCUGUUUUGGAACUCGUCGCCUUCUUACGCGCAACAGUCGGCGUCGUUGAAGCUCUGGAUGCAAUCGAGGAGGCAGAGGUAUCAUAUUCCUCAGAGCUGUUGGCAGAAGACGUCGAUGUAUCCAUGAGUCCGGACAAAGAGAAAGUGUCGGAUGGUAGAGUGCGAGGUGAUAGGUUCAGUGUCGUUGUCAAAGCGGCCGGAUGGUGGCGGAUUUUGUAUCCUCCUGCAACCCUAUUCAAUCGCGACGCCAAGACCUACGCUCUCGAUUUAAGAAUGGUGAACGGUAGAUUCAUGAUCGUUGACGCGAGUGUUGAUCUUCGACACGGCAAACGCAGUACAUCCAAUUCCUCUGGAGUCGCUUUCCUAGCACCCAUUCCCGAUUUGGAAGCUCGAAUACGACAGGCAAUAGAAAGCUUAUCCAAGGAGAAUGCGGAUCCUCUCAAAACUGGACCCUCCAGUGACAGUGUUCCUCCCGUCAGUCGAAAAAAUGCUAUCAUUUGCGGACCCGCCGAUGCGCCCCCGCUGAUAAC
Messenger RNA from Acaulospora colombiana, 1913 nucleotides. The record is from the annotation of a GenBank genome assembly. NCBI's taxonomy places the organism in Eukaryota, Fungi, Glomeromycota, Glomeromycetes, Diversisporales, Acaulosporaceae.